UGGUCCAGUCGAACGAUGCAGCCCUAUAUGAGUUUGACUGCAUAUUUUAUUGACAACUGGACUCUGCGAAGCGUCUGCCUUCAAACAGCUUACUUUCCCGAUGACCAUAAAGGUGAAAUAAUUGCGCGGGGCUAAAAGAAGCUCUAACCUCCUGGAACCUUGAUGAAGACCGACUCAUCUGUAUGACAACAGACAGCGGCACCAACAUAAUAAAAGCUCUGAGAGACAAUGAGUGGCCCAACCUCCAGUGCUUUGGACAUAAACUGCACAACGCUAUAGAGAAUGGUGUGAAGGACCCAUAAAUCGAUCGUGCCAUUGGGGUUUGUAAAAAGGCGGUUGCUGCCUUUUCCUAUAGUUGGAAGAAAAGACGAGAGAUGGGUGAAGUACAGGCUGAGCUUGGUCUACCCACUCAUCAGCUGGUAACGGAGUCCCCGACCAGAUGGGGUUCACGUCAAAAAAUGAUAGAGAGAUUUCUCGAACAGGAGAAGGCCAUAGUCCGUGUCCUGGGGUCAGACAAGAAAAGCCGUCAUCUUGUGCCCACUUGGCAAGAUAUUGAGGUUUUAGAGUCCGUAAAUAAAGCUGUCAAGCCACUCCAACAAUUUACAGACGCCCUGUCCGGGGAGGCUUAUGUCAGUGUCUCCUACAUUAAACUGGUGCUGCAUUUGUUCAAAACAAAUCUCCUACAGCCAGAGGAAGAAGACACCGAAUUCACUAAAACAAUAAAAAGAAACAUAAUGCGGUACCUUGAUGACAAAUACAGUGACCCUGUGAAGAAUGAACUCUUGGACAUGUCCUCACUGAUGGACCCCAGGUUCUGUACAACCUACAUUGACCCAGACAAGGUGGAACAAGUCAAGAAGAGAGCUGUCACUGAGCUGAUGUCUCUGCCUGCUGAAAAAAGUACACCACAGCAAUCUGGUCCAGCUGUGCAGGUGUGCCAAGGAGAAGCACAGCCUCCGCCCAAUAAGAAAAUGACUUUAGCUGCUUUCUUCAAGAAGAAUGUGCCAGAGCCAUCUUCUCACCAAUCAGAGGCAGUGAAAGUAGAGACAGAGCUGGCAACCUACCUACUGACCCCUGAGGUAGACCCAGACACUGAUCCACUUCAGCGGUGGAAGCGUCACGAACCAAACUUCCCAAGGCUCAGUAAUUUGGCCAAAAAAAUACUUGUCUGUCCCUGCUACAAGUGCCCCAUCAGAGAGGCUUUUCAGUGUGGGAGGGGGCAUUGUUACAUGUAACCGGGCAUGCCUCAAGCCAGAGGUAGUAGACAGGCUUGUCUUCCUGGCUAAAAAUGCAUAAAAGAAAAAUGUUGAAACUAAAGUAAUGGAUGCAGAUGUUUCAUUUUGUUUACAAUUUGAGGGAUUCAGGAAAACUGUUUAAAGUUUUGUUUGCACUUUAUGAAUACCACUGUUAAGUAUUUAUUUUUGUAAUACAUCUAAUUUUGUGAUUUGUUACACAGUUACACAAAAGCAUUUUAUCAA
This is a messenger RNA of Perca fluviatilis (European perch), 1478 nucleotides long. RefSeq names its product zinc finger BED domain-containing protein 4-like. The transcript is spliced from 2 exons. NCBI's taxonomy places the organism in Eukaryota, Metazoa, Chordata, Actinopteri, Perciformes, Percidae. Gene Ontology annotation, molecular function: protein dimerization activity. The record is from RefSeq and is a predicted model, not a curated record. The coding region runs from base 375 to 1235 and encodes 286 amino acids.